AUGUGCUGCACCGUGUUCUGUGAUUGGUUUAUUUGGACCAGAGGAAGCGAACCCCUCAUUUACGACUGGAACAGGAAGCAGAGAGUUAGCCCGACCUCGGCGGUGCUGCUCCGACACGAGAUAGUCACGAAUGAAAAGGAGAGGACUGUUUAUUGGCUUCUCUUCUUCACCUCUUUUUCUCCUCUUCUUCUCUUCUUCUCUGCUUACCCUCUUCUUCACCUCUUUUUCUCUGCGUCUCCUCUGCUUCUCCUCUUCUUCACCUCUUCUUCACCUCUGCUUCUCUUCUUCUUCACCUCUUCUUCACUUCUUUUUCUCCUCUUCUUCUCUUCUUCACCUCUUCUUCACCUCGUUUUCUCCCCUUUUCACCUCUUCUUCUCCUCUAUUUUUCCUCUUCUUCUCUUCUUCUCUGCUUCUCCUCUUCUUCACCUCGUUUUCUCCCCUUUUUUCUCCUCUGCUUCUCCUCUUCUCUUCUUCUCUGCUUCUCCUCUUCUUCACCUCUUCUUCACCUCGUUUUCUCCCCUUUUUCUCCUCUGCUUCUCCUCUUCUUCACCUCUUCCUCUCCCCUGGUCAGAUGAAGUUGAUAGUUCCCUCUGCGUUCAGGUCGCCAUCAAGUCGAUCCGAAAAGACAAGAUCAAAGACGAGCAGGACAUGGUUCACAUCCGGCGAGAGAUCGAGAUCAUGUCGUCGCUGCGUCACCCUCACAUCAUCUCCAUCUAUGAAGUGUUUGAAAACAAGGAUAAGAUAGUAAUCGUGAUGGAGUAUGCGAGUAAAGGAGAGCUGUACGAUUACAUCAGCGAGCGCCGCCGUCUGAGCGAGAGAGAGACUCGACACUUCUUCAGACAAAUCGUCUCCGCUGUGCACCACUGCCACAAGAAUGGAGUGGUGCACAGAGACCUGAAACUGGAAAAUGUGCUGCUAGAUGAAAACUGUAAUAUCAAGAUUGCUGAUUUCGGUCUUUCCAACCUGUACCACAAAGACAAGCUGCUGCAGACGUUCUGUGGCAGCCCGCUGUACGCCUCACCAGAGAUUGUGAAUGGACGACCGUAUCGAGGCCCAGAGGUGGACAGCUGGGCUCUGGGGGUGCUGCUGUACACUUUGGUCUACGGGACGAUGCCGUUUGACGGAGGAGACCACAAGAACCUCAUUCGCCAGAUCAGCAACGGAGAGUACAAGGAACCCACUCAGUCAUCAGACGCCCGUGGGCUGAUUCGCUGGAUGCUGAUGGUGAACCCUGAGCGUAGGGCCACAGUGGAGGACAUCGCCAACCACUGGUGGGUGAACUGGGGCUGGAAGAACUCUGUCUGCGACUGUGACACCCAGCGAGACCACGGAGGCUCCCCUAUGCUCGCACGCUUCAUCGACUGGCAAAACCGCACUGAACCCAGGCCCUCUCCCCCCAAAGCCUCCUCCGCCGUCCGCCAACGCCCCAAGAAAUCCAAGAAAGAAAACGUAGAAACAGGGCAGUCUCAGGACGGAGCAGAAGAUAAACCAGGUCUGAAACGGCCAAAGGGAAUCCUGAAGACGAGGGUGAUGGAAGAGCAGCAAAGUGUACAUCCAGAUGAUUUUGAGUUGAGUCAGACUUCUCUGCCGCAACAAGCAGAAGGAGGGGAAGACGGUUCAAGUCUGGAUAAAGAUGACGAAGAACCAACGCUAGGAGGAGGCUCGCCGGCUAAAAUGGUGCCCUCAAUGCCAAAAAAAGGCAUUUUAAAGAAUAACCAACAACGGGAAUCAGGGUACUACUCAUCCCCAGAGCGCAGUGAGUCCUCGGAGCUGCUCGGAGGCGCCAGUAUGUCCGUAAUGGCCACAUCUCCACCCAGACGAGCCAUGGGGCGGAAGGGGAUCUUGAAGCGCAACGGGAAGUAUUCGACGAACAGCGGAUUACCAUCGGGGGCAGCUGCGGCAGGCCUGGGAGAUCAAGCUACUUCCACUGACGCAGGAUUGUCUCGGAGUCAGAGUCGGCCUUCUAGUAUCGUCGGAGAGGACAGCUCGGUUCUCUCGCUGUCUCCAACCUCUAUGGGCGGGAAGGAGUGGCAUUCGUCAACCCCUCACUGCCAUUCUAACAUCCGGGCGUGCGUGUCGGCGGAGAAUCUGCUCCAACUCGCCAAUUUCAAAGGUUUCCAGGCCGCGCCGCCGCUACAGGGUCCCAAGAUCAGCCGAAGUGCCAAGACCAAAGGCUCAUCCAGGGACAACGGCAGCUUCUCCUUGCUGGGAGACCUGGAGGAUAUGACUCAGGUUUAUCAGCAAGCCCUGGACAUCAGCAACAACCUCACUUAG
Molecule: messenger RNA, 2274 nt
Organism: Knipowitschia caucasica
Lineage: Eukaryota; Metazoa; Chordata; Actinopteri; Gobiiformes; Gobiidae
Source: the annotation of a GenBank genome assembly